UUGAUACAAACAGCAGCAACACGUUUUUCCCACAAAUUCUAAAUUAUUAAUUGUUAAUAUUUUAAUAUUCCUAAAAGAAAAACUAACUUAAUCCAAACAUGAGUACACAACGUGGUAAUGCAUCAAGAACGCGUGCUCAAAAACAUAAAAAUCGCACAGUGUUCAAGAAUGACUUACAUGACAAGACUCCAAUGCAGCAACGACUCAACUCACUGCACAUUUCCGAGGUGUGCCAGCAUUGUAAGGGUGUUAUAGAAUGGAAAAUCAAAUAUAAGAAAUAUAAGCCUCUAACACAACCAAAAACUUGCACAAAAUGUCUACAAAAGAAAAUACGUAAGGCCUAUCACGUACUUUGCCGUGAAUGUGCUCUGGAAGCACGUGUCUGUGCCAAAUGCCUAAAGAGUGCCGAUGAAGUUGAAAUCGAGCCAGCUAAACCAACACCUGAAGAAGAGUUGAAAUUAAAAGUUGAAAUGGAAAGAUUGAUCAAAUCAUUUCCAGAACGUAAACGCAGGGCAUUCUUACGUUACAUGGACAAAGGUAAAAAGACACAAGAUGAUGAAUUGGAGAAAGACGAAGACAACGAAAAUGGUACCGAUCCAGUUGCUGGCGAAGGAGAAGAUCAUGAUACAGAGGCUGUUAAAAUGCCGAAAGUUAAAUCAAGAGUACCUCACACAAGAGAUGAACUGCUUUUAAAGAUAGAACAGCUGAAGCUCAAAGAUGAUGAUAACUUUGAUGGUUUCGAUUCAGAUGAGGAUUACGAUGACGACGAUGAUGAUGAUGAUGACAGUUUAAGUGGCGCGGAAGAAUAAACUUUAUGGAACUUUAGUGGCUUUGAAUUAAAUUUAGACAGUAAAUAAAAAAAUUAGAGUUAAUAUAUGCAUAUAAAUACAAAAAAGUGUAAUCUUAAACAAUAAAAAAAUUUAAGACUA
Stomoxys calcitrans (stable fly) is the source of this 929-nucleotide messenger RNA. RefSeq lists its product as uncharacterized. The coding region runs from base 99 to 809 and encodes 236 amino acids. The record is from RefSeq and is a predicted model, not a curated record. The transcript has a single exon. NCBI's taxonomy places the organism in Eukaryota, Metazoa, Arthropoda, Insecta, Diptera, Muscidae.